AUGAAACGUACUUUGGUCAAGACAACUAAGGCGUUACGAUCUAAUUCUUCUAGCAACUAUGCACGCACUGCGGUAAACGCUACUCUUAUCAAAGAUGGCACCACCACAGCUGUCUCGCAAAAGCAAAAGGAAUUCAUAUUGCGUACGCUUAGGUUUGCUGACUAUGUCACUCCUCCUGCUAAUGAAAGAGACAAUAUGAUCAUUGCUCAGCAUCUGGUUGGACAUUUUGGGAUCAAACAUGUUGAAACUGCAAUUCAUCAUGAAGGGUUUCACUGGGUGAACAUUCGGAAAGACAUAGAAAGAAUAUUAGCUGAUUGUGACGAGUGUAACAGGUACAAUAUCGCUAGAGAGGGAUAUCAUCCUUUCCGUAGUGUCAAUGCAGCCCAACCUUUGGAUCAUUGGUGCAUGGAUCUCGGUGAUAUGGGUGUUACUAGCUCUUUCGGCAGCAACUUUCUGUUUGUCCUUACUGAUUACUUUACGAGAUUUACUGUGAUAAGAUGCAUUCCAGACAAGAAGGCUACGACAAUUGCCAGGGAAAUGCUUCAAGUUUUCUCACUUUUUGGAUGGCCAAUCAAGUUGACUUCAGACAGAGGCCUGGAAUGGAUAAAUGAGGUGGUCCGUGCUAUGAUGGACAUCAGUGGGAUAGACCAUCGCCUGUCAUUAGGGUACAAUCCAUUGGGUAACUCGGUUUCUGAGUCAUUUAUCAAAAUAUGUAAGUUAACGACUAUCAAGUUGUUAAAAGGUAAGAGGGAUCAAUGGGAGCACUUCAUUCCGUGGGUGAAUUACUGCAUCAAUGUCAAGUAUGCUCGGUUACAUAAAUCUCGUCCGUAUACACUUUUGUUUAAUCGUCAACCAAAUGGUCUGGCUGAUUAUUCAAAGGUGGACUAUUCCAAACGUUUGGAGAAAGCUGAUAAUAGACUCAUUGACAAACGAUACCGUUUUGUACAAGAUGUUCUUAUCCCGGCUAUUUCUAAGCGUAUUGUGGAUACACAAAAUGCUGAUCAUGCUAACUUUGCGAAGAAACAUAAGGUCAUUGCCGAACCCUAUCCUAUUGGUAGUAAGGUUAUGAUUAAAAAUGUUCAUCGUCAAAAUAAGUUAGAUGAACGGUAUGAAGGACCUUAUUUGAUUCAUAGUAUAACCGAUAAAGGUUCCUAUGUGCUGGCUGACAAGACGGGUGCACUCCUUAGUCGAGAUGUGCCUACCCAUCAUAUCAAGUACCAAGUCGCUGCGAAUCCUCAGCCAAUCACAAUUGAUGAAUUCUCUGCAGAGCAUUACGAAAUUCAAGCUGUGAUUGAUCAUAGAGGAUCUCCUGGUAACUAUGAGUAUAAGGUAAAAUGGAAAGGGUUCGAUGAUCCUAGUGAAGAUACUUGGGAGCCUGUGAAAAACUUUGAUUCGGCCAAACACAUUGAGUUGUAUUGGGCUCGAAGAGAAGGUGCAAAGGCUGCUGGUAAACGUAGGUUAGCUCCUCAAACAGUUAACUGGCGAACUACUACUACUCGCGAAAUUGGUCAGAGUGGUAGAUCAAACAGGUCUUAA
Molecule: messenger RNA, 1536 nt
Organism: Mucor velutinosus
Lineage: Eukaryota; Fungi; Mucoromycota; Mucoromycetes; Mucorales; Mucoraceae
Exons: 1
Coding region: 1-1536 (511 amino acids)
Biological process (GO): DNA integration
Molecular function (GO): nucleic acid binding
Source: RefSeq, a predicted model, not a curated record